UGGAGCUGUAUCUGGGUUCACUAUUGCCACGGCUGUUGCUGUUUGCAUUUCCAAGGACAGAAACCAGCUGAACUAAGAUAAUCGAGCUGAAACACGUUUACACAGCAUCCUGCUAUUAAUAACCCUAAGGAUGAAUCCUGAGUAUGACUACCUGUUCAAGUUGCUGCUGAUUGGGGACUCCGGUGUAGGAAAGUCAUGUUUACUUCUACGUUUUGCUGAUGACACCUAUACAGAGAGCUACAUCAGCACUAUUGGAGUAGAUUUCAAAAUCAGAACUAUCGAAAUGGAGGGGAAGACUGUUAAACUGCAGAUUUGGGAUACAGCAGGACAAGAGCGAUUUCGUACAAUAACAUCAAGCUAUUAUCGAGGGGCGCAUGGAAUUAUAAUUGUGUAUGAUGUCACUGAGCAGGAGUCUUUCAACAAUGUGAAGCAAUGGUUAGAAGAAAUUGAUCGCUACGCCUGUGAAAAUGUCUCCAAGUUGCUAGUGGGUAAUAAGAGUGACCUUGCCUCCAAAAAGGUGGUAGACUUUACUACAGCAAAGGAAUUUGCUGAAUCACUCAAAAUCCCAUUCCUGGAGACAAGUGCCAAGAACGCAAAUAAUGUAGAGAAGGCAUUUUUAACAAUGGCCUCUGAAAUCCAGAAGAGGGUCGGGACGGAGAGCGUUCAGAAUGAAGCAGUUAAAAUGGGAUCCAAAAUAAACAGUGCCCCCCUAUGGCCUGGUGGAGAGAAGUCAGUAGCCGAGGAGGUCAGCUCUUGUUGUUAGUGUGUUGUAUCUUUUAAAUUCAGGGUAAUAUAACUUUUUUUGUUUAUCAUUUCAUGUGUUUUUGUUUCUGUUUUCCUUCUUUUUCAUUCUAAAUGUAAAAUAAGCCAUUGACUAUGUUUCCAUGCCCUAAUGAGCUAAUGAAGACGGUACAUGCUUUUGGAAAUGUUUCUGUAAAUCAUUUUUCAUGCAUUGUUCUAUGUUAAGUGCCCGUUUUUUUCUUUUUGGUGAUGGACAAAACCUAUAGGCAUACACAACUGUUCAAAAGUUAGGGGUUGUUAAAAUAUUUGGUAACACUUUACAAUACGGUUCAUUAGUUAACUACUUUAGUUAACAUGAAGUGAAAAUGAACAAUACUUCUACAGCAUUUAUUAAUCUUAGUUAAUGUUAAAUUCAUUUAAUAAUGCAUUAUUAAAGUCAAAAGUUGUGCUUGUUAACAUUUGUUAAUGCACUGUGAAUUAACAUGAGCUAACAAUGAACAACUGUAUUUUCAUUAACUAACAUUAACAAAGAUUAAUAACUACUGUAAUAAAUGUAUUGUUCAUUGUUUGUUCAUGUUAGUUACUACAUUAACUAACAUUAACUAAUGAAACCUUACUGUAAAGUGUUACUGAAUGUUUUAAUGUUUUUAAAAUAAGUCUCUUACACUCACAUUUACAAUUUAAAAUAUUCCUUUUUCUAUUUUAACAUAUUUUAAAUUGUAAUUUAUAUCUUUGAUGGCUGAUCAAGAAACAUUUAUGUGGUGUUGCGUAAUAUUUUGUGGAAACCAUUAUAUAUUUUUUUUCAUUGGUGAAUAGAUUUUAACUGAAACUAUAUUCCCUAUUUUUAAAAGAAACAAUGCUACAAGAUCUAAGAGAA
Labeo rohita (rohu) is the source of this 1618-nucleotide messenger RNA. RefSeq lists its product as uncharacterized. The transcript is spliced from 6 exons. Bases 131 to 763 code for a protein of 210 amino acids. NCBI's taxonomy places the organism in Eukaryota, Metazoa, Chordata, Actinopteri, Cypriniformes, Cyprinidae. The record is from RefSeq and is a predicted model, not a curated record. Gene Ontology annotation, molecular function: GTPase activity; GTP binding.